CAAGUUCUUACUGUCAAUCUAGGGCGGGAUAUCAAUCGCGCACUGGGCAAGCAGGUCAGUAGGUCCAAUGACGAGCCCAGUGUGCAAGCACUGGAUUUUUCAGGAAUCAGAGAAAGAGGUGCUAGUUUUCGAACUGAUGGCCCUGUCUGAGGAUGAAGAUGAGGUGUCGGACGACGACGCGGAUAGCAACACCGAUGCGAUUGCCUUCACUCUCAAGGCCAUGGCAUGCCUUGACGAUGAGCAGCCGAAGAGGAAAGUUUGCAACCAUCCUCCGGAGGAGAAAAGGACAAAGCCUUCGCGGAGUCAGCAGGAAGCAAACAUAGAUGACUCCUGCAGCAAAGAAGGUUCCAAGGACAUGGACAGGACUCCCAUGACCCAGUUGCACAAGCAAGGAAAGUGCAUGCCAUGCCGCUACUUCCGCUUUCGCAAGGAUGGCUGCCGGCAGGGCGAAGCUUGCGCCUUCUGCCAUGAAUGUACAGCAGAGGAGUCCAUGGCAGGGCAAAAAUGGCUCAAGCAUCAGCACCAAAGGGAGAAGCGCAGACAGAAGCGCAGGCAGGCAUGGCAGUAACCAGGGCCACAUCUCGUGAGUGUUCCCAUGCCGUUCCUGCCGUUGUCUGGCAUUUCUGGGAGUCCAAGAACAGGUCCGGCCCACUUGGUUAAGCUCGAUGGCUUGGGAAAGGCAUCCAAUCUUUUCAUCGCCGACAUGGACUUCCAGGGCAGAUGCGCCUGCUCAACUUUAUUUAGCAGCCUCCUGCCUUGCCUUUUUAUUUGAUUGAUGCUGUGAGUCCUGCCACUGGAACUUUUGCACAGAGUAGGUCCGCUGUUUCUGUUUGAAGUUGUUCGCUCUGCCGACGAAGACGGGCAGUCAGCUCGUUUUCAGUGCAGAAACACUGUGCGCAGACUGUGCGAUGAUGCACGCCAUUGGCCUGUUGGUCAGCGCAUCAGCUAUUCGAGUUGCAGUGGACUCUAGCAUCAAAAGGGUGUGGCUGAACACAUAGGGGCCCA
Messenger RNA from Effrenium voratum, 1005 nucleotides. Lineage: Eukaryota; Dinophyceae; Suessiales; Symbiodiniaceae. The record is from the annotation of a GenBank genome assembly.